This is a messenger RNA of Moneuplotes crassus, 901 nucleotides long. Lineage: Eukaryota; Ciliophora; Spirotrichea; Euplotida; Euplotidae. The record is from the annotation of a GenBank genome assembly.
AUGGAUUUGACUGAAGAGGAAGCUGCAUUAGCAGCAGAGGCCAUGCAACAAUACGAGGAUGAUAGCGAUAGUAAUAAUGAUUUCGAUACAAUGUCUGAUGGAGAAAUGGAACCAGGUGGCUGGAUCCAAUGGUUCGUAUCUCUUCCUGAGCACGACUUUUUGGUAGAAAUUGAAGAGCAAUACAUUCAAGAUAAUUUCAAUCUAUUUGGGUUAAAAUAAGAAGUUUGACACAGAGCGAUACUCUACCUGCAUCAAAAUGAUUUUAAGUAAUUAUUCCCCAUCAGAAGAAGAUUUGAAAAAUGAAGAUUUUUUAGAAUUAAACCAAGAAGCAUCUGAUUUAUAUGGAUUAAUUCAUUCAAGAUUUAUUAUCACUCAAAGAGGAUUAAGCAAACUUUACAAUAAAUUCCUUAAUGGAACAUAUGGGUAUUGCCCAAGAGCUUUAUGAGACCGUCAAAAAGUCCUCCCAGUCGGUCUCUCUGAUGAACUCAGAACGUCCAGAGUCAAAGUCUUCUGUCCCAGAUGUGAAGAAGUGUACAUACCCAAGUUCAAAAGCAUCAAUGUCGAUGGAGCAUAUUUCGGAACUUCAGUGCCACACAUUUUCUUGAAAGCUUUCAAAGAAGCAGUUGUGUUGCCGCCAAGGAUAUUUAGCUAUGAGCCUAAAAUCCACGGGUUCAGGCUUUACAAGAAAACUGGGUCGAGGGCAGCAGGGUCGAAGGAUGUAAUUACAUAUCCACAGUUUUACACUACAGCUGACGCCGCAGGGGAGCUUAAGAGUAGGAGGUCAAAGAAAGAUGAAGAGACUGCCAAAGCAAGCAAAGAUGAGGCUGCUGAGGGAGCUUCAUUGAUGGUUCAAGACAAAAAUCCAAGUAAACUAAUAGAGUGUAAGAAUCUCUCAAAGUAA